Molecule: messenger RNA, 1054 nt
Organism: Pipistrellus kuhlii (Kuhl's pipistrelle)
Lineage: Eukaryota; Metazoa; Chordata; Mammalia; Chiroptera; Vespertilionidae
Gene: MYCT1
Product: MYC target 1
Exons: 2
Coding region: 142-705 (187 amino acids)
Cellular component (GO): nucleoplasm
Source: RefSeq, a predicted model, not a curated record
ACAAGUAUAUGAAGGGUUGUGUGAAAAUUAUUUCUCUCCUGCGGAAUCACAAAGACCUAGAAUCAGAGUGCAGCUUUUGGCCACCCUGGCUUUUCUCUCUUUCUCUCCUCUCUCCUCUCUCUCCUGUUUCUGGCGGAUAUUAUGGCCAAUAACACCACAAGUUUAGGAAGUCCAUGGCCAGAAAACUUUUGGGAGGAGCUCAUCAUCUCCUUCACAGUGUCCAUGGCCAUCGGGCUGGUCCUCGGAGGACUGAUUUGGGCCCUGUGGGUCUGUCUGUCCCGAAGAAGAGCUAGUGCCCGCAUCUCCCACUGGAGUUCAAGCCGGCGAUCCAGGUCGUCUUACUCCCACGGCCUCGCCAGGCCUGGGUUCUACCGCCACAGCGGCUAUGAGCGCCGCAGCAACCUCAGCCUGGCCAGCCUCACCUUCCAGCGGCAGGCCUCCCUGGAGCUGGGCAACUCCUUCCCGAGGAAAUCCAGCUUCAGGGCGUCCACGUUCCACCCGUUUCUGCAGAGCCCACCCCUCCCCGUGGACACGGACAGCCAGGUGAUGACUCUCCCCGCAUCCCCCACCUCCCCGGCCCUCCUCACCGCGCAGAGCCUGAGGCGCCCCGACUUCCACUGGUCCAGCAGCAGCCUCCCCGUGGGCCUGGCCCCGCCGCCCCCGCCCACCUACGAGUCCAUCAUCAAGGCGUUCCCAGAUUUCUGAGGAGGUGUUCUGGUGAACUUGGUUCUUUCCUUCCUGGUCCUUUCUUGAAGGGAAAGCAUAGAUGGACUAUAAACAGGAUUUGGAGGACAAUGGCUCAAACGACCAAGGAGUUCCCAAACUGGAAAGCUGAACACCACGAUGUGCAUUUUCUUUGAUCCCCUUUUUCCUUGUCUCACAAAUAAGUACUGUUCUCACAAAUCGUUAUAUAUUUGCGUAUUUUGUACUCCACGUGAGGGUUUUUAAAGGUGGUGAUUCUAAUCUAAGAACUAUCAGUAAUGCAGUAUAUGUAUUUUAGACUAAAAUAAAAAAAAAGAUAGGUAUGGUUUACAAUCCCCAUUCGCUGUCUGAG